AUGGCUUUCCUCUCGCUCUUCAUCUAUUUCUUUGUCGUCGGAGUGGCAACUCUCUGGAUAGCACAUGCGCCCCGCCCCCUCCAACAAACCUUAACGGCUAGCGAUCUUGAUAACUGGCUUUCCAGCGAGGCGAGUAUUGCUCGAGGUGCUCUUCUUGACCUUAUCGGGAAUGAUGGGAAAUGGGCCGAGGGAGCUGCACCAGGGGUUCUUGUUGCAAGUCCAAGUCUGGACCCGGACUGCAAGUCUACCUAUAACGGAUGCUCAUACUCGGACACGCUCGCUAAUAAUGCCCUAGACUUUUAUACUUGGACGCGUGACUCGAGCUUAGUAUUCAAGACACUGGUGGAGAUGUUCAGGGCAGGCGACACCGAUCUCUUACCCGUUAUCCAGGAGUGGAUAUCUUCCCAGGCUCGAAUACAGGGAAUAGAAAACCCUAGCGGCGGGUUGGCGGACGGACAAGGACUAGGCGAAGCAAAGUUUACGGCCGGGGAGACGGCGUUUGCUGGAUCAUGGGGCCGGCCACAACGAGAUGGACCUGCGUUGCGGGCAACCACGAUGAUUGAGUUCGGGUGGUGGCUAUUGAGCAAAGGAUACCACCAAGUGGCUGCAAAUAUAGUGUGGCCUAUAAUACGCAACGACCUAUCGUACGUGGCCGAGUACUGGAACCAGCCUGCGUUCGACCUGUGGGAAGACCUCUACGGCCGCUCUUUCUUCACUCUGGCAGCAACAUAUCGUGCGCUGACAGAGGCAAGCGUGUUUGCUCGAAGUAUAGGGGUCUCCUGUGCGGAAUGCGAGUCGCAAGCACCACAAGUACUUUGCUUGUUACAGUCAUUCUGGACAGGGAGGUACAUCCGCAGCAAUCUGGACACUGGUCGGAGUGGAAAAGAUGCCAGUACACUCCUAGGCGUGAUACACACGUUCAACCCUCGAUCGGAAUGCGACGAUGCCACCUUUCAGCCGUGCUCGGCCCGGGCAUUGGCUAACCAUUUCAGAUUAGUCGACGCAUUUCGCGACCUGUAUGAUAUCAACGCAGACCGCGGUCAGGACCAAGCUGUUGCCAUUGGCCGCUACCCUGAGGACCAGUUUUUCGGAGGGAAUCCAUGGUUCCUCUGUACGAUGGCUGCAGCAGAACAGCUAUAUAGCGCCAUAUAUCAGUGGCAUCAUCUCGAAUCCAUAACAAUUACCGAAGUCUCUCUCCCGUUCUUUCAAUCAUUGCACCCGACGGCCGUACCGGGGAUUUAUUCAUCGUCAACGGAGUUAUACCAUCAAUUGAUUGACGCUGUCCGGACCUAUGCCGAUGGUUUUAUGCGGAUUGUGCAAACGUACGCUUCCAACAAUGGGUCGCUCGCUGAACAGAUUUCAAAAUACGACGGCUCUCACGUUUCCGCGAACGACCUCGCUUGGUCUUACGCCUCGUUAUUGGCUGCAAACCGUCGUCGCAAUGCAAUUGCGCCACCACCAUGGACAAACCCAGGUGCCCCGAGCGUCCCUUCGACGUGCUCAGCCACCGGUGUGCCAGGGACGUACAGUCUUGCGACCAUCAGCACUUGGCCGCCAAUGGACGGAUUUCCCACCGCAACAGCUGCACCAUGUCAAACUCCGUCGUCAGUCUCCGUGACGCUCGAACUCACUGCUUCAACGGUCUGGGGAGAGGAUAUACGACUGGUGGGUUCGAGCUUGGACCUUGGGAAUUGGGAAUUGACGAGAAGCAUAACUUUCAGCACCGACCGCUACUCAUCUUCGCAGCCAAUAUGGUGGGCUACAAUCUGGCUUCCCGCAGGGCAGACAGCCGAGUACAAAUAUAUUCGGGUCAGAGAAGGAUACGUCGUCUGGGAGGGUGGUGUGAAUCGGCAGUUGAAUGUUCCCGCUGUUUGCGGAGAAAAGUCGCUUUACAGGCGAGAGACCUGGCAAUGA
Aspergillus mulundensis is the source of this 1914-nucleotide messenger RNA. RefSeq names its product putative glucan 1,4-alpha-glucosidase. The coding region runs from base 1 to 1914 and encodes 637 amino acids. Gene Ontology annotation, molecular function: glucan 1,4-alpha-glucosidase activity; starch binding. Gene Ontology annotation, cellular component: fungal-type vacuole. NCBI's taxonomy places the organism in Eukaryota, Fungi, Ascomycota, Eurotiomycetes, Eurotiales, Aspergillaceae. The transcript has 4 exons. The record is from RefSeq and is a predicted model, not a curated record. Gene Ontology annotation, biological process: polysaccharide catabolic process.